UGUAGUUCCCCCUUCAUUCAGGCAUUGGUUGAGCCCUUGAGACAUCAACGAAGGAAGCAAGCAUUCAAGCGUUGCCAUUUGGGGACCCUCAGUCGAUUCCUUCCGUUCUGCAUCCUUGGAAGCCAACCGUACCCGCACACCCAUCACGGUUCCGCCAGACGGAACAAGCAGACACGCUGACAGGCUGACACGCUCACCCGCUCCACUGACCCAGAAGUAAGAAGUGAGUGGUCGACACCUCACGCGUUCCGGCCGUGAUCCGUGGUCCGUGGUCUGCCAUCGCUCGCUCGGCUGUUGGCUCUUGGGGUGAUAACUGGAUCUAUCCAUACUUGUGGCCAAUGCUUUAGGUGGAUAGCUCGAAAGCGGAUUGGCUAUUUCUGGACUUUUUGACCCCAUUAUACCGCCGAUCGAAUGGGAGGGGCUCCGAUCGUCUCACGCCCAAAAUUCUGAUCCGCCAAACUCGUAUCACACCAUGAAGAAGACGGCUCACACCCGUGGUAACACGGCUCAGGCCAGCGGUCCUCCCACGGUCCCCGAGGACCGCUUGGAGAACAACCCAACCAGCCCCGAGGCUGACCGACCGGUGGGAGCGGCCUCAGCCGAUGGUCCAGCACCGGAAUUGUCUUCGAUCCGCCCGCAGUAUGAUUUGCUGUGUCGGGAACUGAACAUGGACACGCUGACGGCGGAAGAGGCGUGGCAAUCCUACCAGCAGAUUCGUCAGCACUACACGCUCGAGGGUCAUCAAUUGCAUUGGUUGGCCUGCGCGCUUUACGUGGCGUGCCAUAACGCCCCCAUGGCCACAGUGGGCGGCUCGGUGGAUGAUUCGGUCGAAGGCAAUGGCGUGUCCUUAACGCGAUUAUUGCGCUCGUGCAAGCUUAGUCUCAUUCAGUUUUUCAACAAAGCCAAAAAAUGGGCCGACAUGUCCAACUUGAAGGCUCAAUUCCGCGAGAAGAUAGACUCGCUCGAGCGCAACUUUGCCGUAUCCAACGUCAUUUUCAAAAAGUAUCAGCCCAUCUUUGUCGAGCUCUUUAAAGAUCCGGCCAAGGAUCCACAAAAGAUGGUGCGCUCUCGCAAGCAAAAGAAACCUCCUUGCACUCCGGGCGAUGUGUUCGACUUUUGUUGGGGUCUAUUUGUUCGGGUGAAAAAGGACUUCACCGCCAUUUCCGACGAUCUGGUCAACUCGUACCAUUUGCUCUUGUCUUGUGUGGACUACGUGUACGGGAACGCCCUCAUGGCUCAACGGCACGAUCUGCUUAACGAGCGAUUCCAGCACCCUGAGGGCUCCGUGGAUGAACCGCCCUGCAUCCUGGAACAGUUGUGCCGCAUGCAUGAUGGCAUUAUCUCCGAGGUCAAAACCAUCCGUGAGCAUUGGUGGAAGCCUCAUAUAAAAAAGUUCUUCGAUCAAAAGUUGUUAAAAGGUGAUCCGCUAAGCUUGACGGGCAUCCUGGAUCCGUUGGUUUUCGACGUGAACGCCAAGAACGUCCGCAAAGAUUACGAGGCCUACAUUCUAAGUAUCGGAGAAUAUGACGAGCGCGUUUUCUUGGGCGAGGAUGCCAACGAAGAGAUUGGUACCCCUUCCAAGUUCUCGGGCCACAAUGCAGUUGACAUCAGCGACGUUGGUGAAAAACUCGUUGCUCGACGGAAUUUAAACACGCAAUUUGAAGGCUCCAACUUAAUCCCUACCACCCCGUUGAGUGGAAAGCACUAUUUAAGGGCCAAAGAGCAGCUCAAGGUCACCCCCGUGUCCACGGCCACUUACUUGGUGUCACGGUUAAAUGCCCUCAUCGGUCGGCGUGAAGCCGAACCAAGUCAGAGACUCUUGAGUGUGUUUCAAUCCUGCGAGAUCGACCCAAAAGAGGCGGUGGUGAAGCGGGUUCAAGACAUGGGCGACACUUUUUGUUCUCAGUACACAGCUCCCAGCGACAAACACCCUGGCUCGCAUAAUUCGUUCGCGCGCAUGCGUCUCAAAAUGGGUGUCAUUCUGUACUACAAGAUGCUGGAAUCCAUCCUGAUCUCUGAGCAAAAAAAGAACAAACCUCUGGCCAACCUCUUAGAGCACGACUUGUUUCAUCAAGCCUUGUUCGCCUGUUGCCUGGAGGUCGUGAUUUUCUCCUACAAUUCUCAGAGGACCUUCCCUUGGAUCCUGGAUACCCUUAAGCUCGAGCCCAUUCACUUCUACAAGGUGAUUGAGGUUAUUAUUCGUACCGAGGACUCCUUGGCAAGAGACGUGGUCAAACAUCUUCAGAGAAUUGAGGAGCAGAUCCUGGAAUCCCGCGCUUGGACUCGCGAGAGUCCUCUCUGGGAAGCAAUUCAAAAAGACCCGCUGGGCGUGCCCACUUGUGAAGAAGUCUCCCUACCCGGUCAGCAUGUGGGUGAACCUCAGAUCGAGCCGGUUCCGGGUCAAUCCCCACUCUCCCAUCACAAAAGGCCGUUUGCCGUCAAAUCGCCUCUUGCGGGAGAUCGAUUCAAAUCUCCAGUGGUAUCUGCCGUCGCCAGAAGACAACUAGCAUUUGGAGAUGCACCCAAUCAGAUUGCACCCACUUCUCCCGUUCGAGCCGGACAGUCUUUGCUCAGCCCUCAAAAGCAAUACGUUCAGGUUCAAGGCCAAAGCGGUCCUGUUACCCCGACCGGAGCUAUCAGAUCAAUAGGCAAUGGAAAGAUCAUGAUGAUCAUCGACGAUGAAGGCUCCGCCCAACCCCUGCGUCCGAAACGCACUGGAUCGUUGGCCUUAUUCUUCCGCAAAGUGUACCACUUGGCACAUCUUCGCCUUGAUCUCUUGUGUCACACCCUCCAGCUGACGGACGAGGAUAUCAAGAGGAAGAUCUGGACCACGUUUGAACACACCAUGAUCAAACAUACUCUUCUCAUGAAAGACCGCCAUAUGGAUCAGCUCCUGAUGUGCUCGCUGUAUAUCGUUUGUAAAGUGGUCGGCCAAGAUAAGAACUUCACAGACAUCAUGAAGAACUACCGGAACCAGCCCCAAGCCGCCAGUCACGUGUAUCGAAGUGUGCUCUUGAGAACCAAAUCGGAUUUGAUGGCUGGGGGCAACGCCUCCGACGAAAGUCAAACCGAUGACAAAGAGAAAUUGCCUCCAAUUAAGGCCCACCCUACUCCCACCAAAUUGGCCGCCUCAUCCAGUAUCGUGGACGGUGAAGAGCGUGGGGAUUUGAUCAAGUUUUAUAACACCGUUUUCAUGGAGAAGCUCCAAGAAUUCAGUCGGAAGUUCCGCCGCAGUCGUCAAAAUGAAGCCCCUCCCCUUUCACCGCUACCCAAACUACGAGCUCACCCUCAAUCGCCUUGUCGCAAGGUAUCCGACAAUCACAAGGUUUUCAUUCGCCCGCUCAAAUCUGCACCUGAAGAUAAGGUUCGAUUCAACCCCCUUUCACCUCACAAACCGUUAUCGUACAGCUUCAGUAGGAGUCCGGCCAAGGAUUUGGCCAAAAUCAAUGCGCUCAUGCGGACCGAAGUUGAAAAGAAGACAACGGUAGGAAAACGACUCCUCACUGAUUCGUCUUCCACAGGCUCAGCCAUGAUUCUCAUCAAGGAGGGAGAACCCCCGAUGAAAAUGCAAAUUUUGGGAGGAUCAGGCGCCGUCAAUGCCAAGUUGGGUCUGAUCCUCAAUGACAGGAGUUCGGACGCGUCUUAACUGGAUGAAUAUAGUUCUGAGAGAGACUCCUUACCCAAGGAAGACAAGUAAUAGUUCCGUGCCCUUCACGUUCCUGAGGAUCAUUACACGAAUGUAAGGGAGGAACUCUCCGAUGAGUAGGACAGACGCUAUUCAAGACACCGAAACGCAUGAUUAUAAUCAAUAACGUCACCACCUUCAUUAAUAUUAUCAUAUAAACAUACAUAUAUAUAUAUAUAUUUACUCGCAACUUUAGCUUGGCGCUUGUGAAAUAAUACUUUAUUUCAUCACAAACAGA
Tigriopus californicus is the source of this 3923-nucleotide messenger RNA. RefSeq names its product retinoblastoma-like protein 1. Gene Ontology annotation, biological process: cell differentiation; regulation of transcription by RNA polymerase II; negative regulation of G1/S transition of mitotic cell cycle. The transcript is spliced from 6 exons. Gene Ontology annotation, cellular component: transcription regulator complex; nucleus; chromatin. The record is from RefSeq and is a predicted model, not a curated record. Lineage: Eukaryota; Metazoa; Arthropoda; Copepoda; Harpacticoida; Harpacticidae. Gene Ontology annotation, molecular function: RNA polymerase II transcription regulatory region sequence-specific DNA binding. The coding region runs from base 473 to 3646 and encodes 1057 amino acids.